Messenger RNA from Drosophila persimilis, 1593 nucleotides. RefSeq names its product innexin shaking-B (gene shakB). The transcript has 9 exons. NCBI's taxonomy places the organism in Eukaryota, Metazoa, Arthropoda, Insecta, Diptera, Drosophilidae. The record is from RefSeq and is a predicted model, not a curated record. Gene Ontology annotation, cellular component: plasma membrane; gap junction. Gene Ontology annotation, molecular function: gap junction channel activity. Bases 7 to 1593 code for a protein of 528 amino acids.
GGCUAGAUGUAUAAACCGGACACCCUUACGCGCCGCGGCAGUCUGAGAUCCCUGCGAAGCGCCCCCCUACUGAGCACGGUGCUGGAGAGCACCCUCUCGCUGACCCGCAUCCAUCCGAUCGCCUCGCUGGAACUGCCCGGCCUCGACUAUGCCAUUCAAUCGCAAUCGGCUCUGGGCGGCCUUGGCCACCAUCGCGAACUAGGCACCUCCCUGCGCAGUGGCAUUGCAGCGAUCACAGCGGCCAGCGCCUCCGCCGGCGGCCUCUCCCAAUCGCAGAGCGCCCUCUUGGGGCGGUACGGCCCAAACGCCUCCAUACGCCACAACGAGCGAAAGAUUGUCCAACCGAAACGGGUUCUAUCACGCAAACUAAAGCCACAUCUUGUUGCGGACACCGUUAAGCAGUAUAUAAGUCGGGCCCAACGCACAACCAAAAAGGGUACCCAAGAGCAACAAAAUAACAUGGAGUUUUUACGCGGCGUCUAUGCGUUUAUGCAAGUGAGUAGAUCAUCGGUGUCUCAUGUCAAAAUCGAUUCACCUGUUUUUCGCCUGCACACCAACGCAACGGUUAUAUUACUGAUCACAUUCUCGAUUGCUGUGACGACGCGGCAGUACGUAGGAAAUCCCAUAGACUGUGUACACACAAGAGACAUUCCCGAAGAUGUUCUCAACACAUAUUGUUGGAUACACUCAACGUAUACAGUGGUCGAUGCGUUUAUGAAGAAGCAAGGUUCCGAGGUGCCUUUUCCCGGAGUUCACAAUUCACAGGGGCGUGGCCCUCUAACAAUAAAGCACACAAAAUAUUAUCAAUGGGUAGCGUUUACACUAUUUUUUCAGGCAAUCUUAUUUUAUACACCAAGAUGGCUGUGGAAAUCUUGGGAGGGUGGCAAGAUUCAUGCGCUCAUCAUGGACUUAGACAUAGGCAUUUGUUCCGAAGCCGAGAAAAAACAAAAAAAGAAAUUACUUUUAGAUUAUUUGUGGGAAAAUUUAAGAUAUCACAAUUGGUGGGCGUACAGAUAUUACGUGUGUGAGCUGCUCGCCCUUAUAAAUGUGAUAGGUCAAAUGUUUCUUAUGAAUCGAUUUUUCGAUGGCGAAUUUAUGACAUUUGGCCUGGAUGUGAUAGAUUAUAUGGAGACCGAUCAAGAAGACCGCAUGGAUCCUAUGAUUUACAUUUUUCCCAGAAUGACCAAAUGUACAUUUUUUAAAUAUGGUUCAAGUGGGGAGGUGGAGAAACACGACGCCAUUUGCAUUUUACCAUUAAAUGUUGUUAACGAGAAGAUUUACAUUUUCCUUUGGUUUUGGUUUAUCUUAUUAACGUUUCUCACGAUGUUAACGCUAAUAUACAGGGUGGUUAUUAUAUUCUCGCCUCGAAUGAGGGUCUACUUAUUUCGUAUGCGAUUUAGGUUAGUGCGUCGUGACGCUAUUGAAAUAAUCGUUCGUCGUUCGAAGAUGGGCGAUUGGUUUUUGUUGUAUUUACUAGGUGAAAACAUAGAUACAGUUAUAUUUCGUGAUGUUGUACAGGACUUAGCGAAUCGUUUAGGACAUAACCAACACCACAGGGUGCCUGGAUUGAAAGGUGAAAUACAGGAUGCAUGA